Symbiodinium necroappetens is the source of this 1275-nucleotide messenger RNA. NCBI's taxonomy places the organism in Eukaryota, Dinophyceae, Suessiales, Symbiodiniaceae. The record is from the annotation of a GenBank genome assembly.
GCAGUCCCUUCAUCGCCUGGCUCGGAUUGCGACUCCAACAAAUCUGGGCUCCAUGGAAGCCGGGACCAGAAGCCUUGGAGCCCGGAUGUGGUCCAGAAGCUGGUUGACGAAGCCGCAGCGGUUCUGGAAAUGCACACUCCGUCCCUUCCAGGAGCCUCAAGAAGAAGCUCUCCACUGAUGGCGAAGGCUUCACCCCUCAUGAAGAGUGCAGACUUGGUAUCUUCAGCAGUUGCAGAUGCUGCAUCUGCUGCAGAUGCUUCACCCGAGGGCAAGCCGCCAGAGAUUUGCGGCACCCCCUCGCCGUGGCAGAACCACAGCCACAGUCGCCAGGAGUUCAUGUGUGCCACACCCUCUCCAUGGCAAGGCUCUGCCGUAGUCAACCCCGAGAUCACUGCGAAGCUGUUGGCCAUGGGUCAGCAGAAGGGCUCGGACGGCAGUGUCCAGGACCCAGUUGCUAUGAUCGUUGCUUCAGCGGCCGCUGCUGCAAACAAAGAUCCGCCUGUGCCACCACCUGCCCAGGCAGCUCUUUACCAGGCUUCGGUCCCUCGGUCGGGUCCAGAGUACCUGCAAGGCAUUGCGAGGCUCCUCCAGCGCAGUCUGGACCUCGGCGGGCUGAUGCAAGGGUACUCCAAAGCUGCGAUGAGUCCUCAGGUAGCUCCGCCGCUCAGGUUGCCCCGCAUCGAGUCCGGGAUCGGCGUCAUCGAGGAAGGCGACAACACCUUCCCCCACAGUGCAUCUUCCGAUCCGGAGAUUGCGCCAGAUCUGCAGGCUAUGGCUGCCAGCUUCGCAUCGCUGGUGAAGCCAGAACAGCCUGGCGCAGAAGCUGUCCAGCGCGGGCCCCAGCAUCUCGAUGUGCUAGCAUUUGAGGGCAUACUGGGCUUGGAUGAGAACUGCGACAGAGUUUUGAGGAACUUCGAGGAAAUCGAGUGUGCCCUGGUCACCACGCCUGAGGAGCGGAAGGCUUUCUACGAGAAAUGGAGGCUUGACCAGAAGUGCCGGCAGCUGGUGGAGGAGCAAGCUCCCUCAGUUCAGCGGGAGCUGAUCUCCAACUUCAACCCGCCACCCGGGACAAAGAACGUGGCCUCGGCACCAUUCGCGGUAGGCCGCAGGACCGAGAAGAAUGUGGACGCAGAUCCCCUGGAAGGCAUGCUACAGGAUCAGGGCUCGACAGGGAGUUUCUGCGUUGCAACAGACCGCUCGAAAGAGGCCGCAGCUUUUGAGAAAGAGGAGCGAGCAGCUCGACGGGGAGUCAUUGGCGCUUUUGACAAGGAGUAA